Penicillium coprophilum is the source of this 3057-nucleotide messenger RNA. Its product is annotated as fungal specific transcription factor domain-containing protein. The transcript is spliced from 4 exons. Gene Ontology annotation, biological process: DNA-templated transcription. The record is from RefSeq and is a predicted model, not a curated record. The coding region runs from base 1 to 3057 and encodes 1018 amino acids. Gene Ontology annotation, molecular function: DNA binding; zinc ion binding. Lineage: Eukaryota; Fungi; Ascomycota; Eurotiomycetes; Eurotiales; Aspergillaceae.
AUGAGCCCCCCUUCUCCCAAGAAGAAGAAUGGCGGUCCCUCUGCCCCCAGACAAAUCCGCUUUGUCGCAACUGAUGGGCAGCCGCAAACCAAGCGCCGUCGCGUUAAUGCCGCCCCAUCGAUUGCGGAGAUGUUGCUGAUAGAGUAUAUGUGGGAAGUGUGUAAGACUUGCUCUGACUACAAGCAUGUAUGUCUUGGAUACACCGAAUCGACCGCGCACCUGCGAACGCAGUCCGAUUCCGCAUCGCGAGCGCCGCCGCGCCUUUCCGCUCCUAAUGAAUCGACAAGCCAGCACACUUCUCGGGCAGUUGAAAGCAGCUCCCCUGAACCAAUGCCAAUGCCGAUACCCAAGGCGCCCGCGGAUAAACCCACCAAGACGAAAGCGCCCGGAUCGAAGGAUAUCUCUUCUUUGGGGGAUAUUUCUUCACUCGUGAAGGAAUCAGAUACACAAGCUGUCGGAGACAGUCCAGCGAGCGGUCGUACCUCUGUGAGCUCAGCGAGUCGCACGCAUGUCCCGUAUUUUCGAUAUUUUGGCCCCACCGCGAUUGUACCGGGGUUCAAACAAAUGGUUGUGCAAGUUCGAGGUUCUCGCCGGAGUAACCCAUCCAUGUCCUCAGACUCCCCUUCGCCUCUUCGGAGCCCCAAGCCGUCUGAUAUUCCCGCAAGACCCCUGGUCACUGUCGCGGAUAAUCGAGACAACCGCGAUGCAAAUAUCCCAUUUUAUGACCGAGAUGAUACCCUUCCAGUUUCGAAUCUUGUAUCCCAUCUGUGCGAACUCUUCUUUGCCCACCUGGGCUGCAGCUUUCCUUUCCUACAGCGAGAGAGGUUUCUUCAGGACCUCAAAGAGAAAAAGGUUGACACCAUGUUGGUAGAUGCAGCUCCUCCUAUUGAUCGCUCGCAACCCCUACUCGCCGAUAAAAAGUGGGAUCGUGGUCUGCCCUUUGGUCAUCGUGCGAUGAGCGCUCUCGUGGAUUCGUUACCAUGUCCAACUCUCUCUGCCGUUCAAGCCUGCUUAUUGCUCGCCUAUGAACAGUUCGGAUCAAAUCAUGAUAGUGGACUCUGGAUGUAUCUUGGAAUAUCAAUUCGCAUGGCCCAGGACCUUGGAUUGCAGAAGUUCCAAGGCCUCAAACAUAAUUACGGCAGAACCGGCGUCACACCGAGUGAAGUGAUGACAGGUCAUGCUGGGAAACUAAGAGAGGAACAGUAUGAUGAUCUUGAUGUGCAUCUAACGUCCAAGACUAAUCCACAGCCUUCGGCUGAGGAACGUGCCCGGGAGCGCGAACGGGUAGACUCAUUCUGGAGCAUCUUUUUUCUAGACCGGGUCAUUUCUUCGGGGACCGGGAGGCCAGUGACACUGCGCGACGAGGAUAUUGAACUUUGUUUCCCUCUUCAAUCCGAAUCUCAGCUGUCAAAUGGGUGGCCUGCGCCUUUCCCACCACUUAUUCGGAUCAUUCAUCUCUACGGCCGGGUGACCGACCUUAUCAAUGGUAUCCAAGAUGUCAAGCUAGUCACGCCGGACACGUUGAAGAUGUUAGCUGGGAUGGAAAGCGAUUUAACUGGCAUCUAUCAACGCUUGUCCCCAAGACUCCAUUUCAACGCAGCCAAUUUUCAAGCCUAUGUCAAAGCCAAGGAGGGAACCAACUUUAUUCUACUCCAUUUUUGGUUCCAUACUCUCAUUGUUCUCCUCCACCAACCGACGUUGUUAAACUCGUUUGGGGGAUCAAUCCAACAUCUCUAUCCGAAUAGUCGCGAGCUGUCGAUGUCAUCUGCCAAAACUAUUGCUGAUAUCCUGUCCUUCUCGGAGCUCGUCGAUGGAAAAAGUUUCAUUGGCAACCCUUUUACGAGUCAGCCGAUGUACAUUGCGGCAUGCGCAUUUCUCAUGGAAAGUGCGUACUAUGCGUCCCCAUCCUCGGCGGCUGGAUCAACCCCACCCCAGCCGUUGUUGGCAAAUCAAUCCAGUGGGUUUGUGAUGCCCACCAUGGAGUCCUCAAAUGGGACAGAACGGAAGUCUACAGCGAAGCAUAUUCUGCUUGCUUCUGCCGCCAGGGAGAACUACCAGCGGUGUUACAAGGCUUUGAAAGCACUCAAUGCGUACUGGGAAGGCACUGGGUAUAUUUUGACAGUGUUGGAUCAGAAAGCCAAGGGUAUUGUCGAUCCCCUCCUCUAUGCUGUAGAGGAUAUGGAAAAUACUGCAGGUAUCGCCCCAGGGCAGCCUCUUGGGACAGGAGCUUGGCGUGCGGGCAAAGCAUCGGCGGACUCUGGCUUUGAUCCGGAAAGACCAGCUGGGGUUGCAGAUAUCUCAUCUGAUGGAAAGUGGUCACCACACAUUGAUCCAAGUCAAGCUAUUGGAUGGGCACUCACUGGAGCAACAAAUUCUUCGCUGCCCAACUUGAGCCUGCUCUAUCAGAUGUCCACGACUGAGGCCGAGUCUCCAUCCAAUCGACCAACAUACUCGUCGCAGUACAGCCACAGCUAUCCAGUCCUACCAACAAAUGUUAGCGAAGGGCCAAGCCCUUCAUAUCCGCAAUCUAUCGCAUCAGCCAGGGUUCACGAGGAAAUUACGUCCUCACUCGCAACAGCAAAUGCUAAAUACUCCAAUAUUCAGUCCAGAACAAUUAGCAGUGACCCGUCUUAUUAUAUGGGCAUGAACCCAACAUAUCCCGAAUCAAAUACGCGGACAACACGCCCCAUACGGACAUCACAGUCUACUUUCCCCGGUGUGCUAUCCUCUGGAUUACCAAUAUCACAUAUGGGCACCCAGCCCUCCGCCUAUAAUUACUCGAUGCCUCAAACGACAACCGAGCACCAAACCAGAAACCCAAUGGGGUCUCGUGAUCCAGGUGCAGAUCUUCAACCGGCCAUUGAUGAUGCCAAUGGUAUGAUGAUUGGGAGUCAUGAGGUCGAUAUGAAUUCUAUCCACCAUCAGGAAUCUUUCCCUUUCGCUAACGGCGAGAUCCUUCCGUGGCUGGAAUACCUCCCUCAAGAUGUUCUGAGUUACUUCGGGGAUCAUCAAAACUAUCCGCUUAUGAGCCCAGAUGAUGUGUCACGGCCUCCGUAA